This is a messenger RNA of Brassica napus (rape), 1641 nucleotides long. RefSeq lists its product as uncharacterized. Bases 1 to 1641 code for a protein of 546 amino acids. The record is from RefSeq and is a predicted model, not a curated record. NCBI's taxonomy places the organism in Eukaryota, Viridiplantae, Streptophyta, Magnoliopsida, Brassicales, Brassicaceae. The transcript has a single exon.
AUGAAUCGGUUCAGAAAGAAGAAGGAGCCUUCGCUAAUGGAGGAAUUAAAAGAACUUGAACUCCUCGAGGAAGGGGAGAUGGUAGACAUUCCAGAUCUGGAGGUAGAAUAUCUGAUAGAGGAAAACUCUAUGAGUGUGAUAGUCAGAUGUCUAAACCCAUAUGUCCAUAAGGUGGGAGGUCUCGUCAAAGCGCUUCAACCCAUUUGGGGUCUAGAAGACAGAGUUCAAGGACGGGUUGUCGGAGAAGACAGGGUCCAGUUUAUCUUCAACUCCGAAACAGACCUGCAGUUUGUCCUCACCAAAGGUCCAUGGUUUGUGAAUGGAUGGAUGGUGGCCAUGGAACAAUGGACACCAGACCCAAAUGUUGAGUUCCUGCAGAGGAUAAAAUUCUGGAUAAGAGUGAGAGGCUUACCAAUCCACAUGCUGAAAAAGCAGGUGGUGGAGAGUUUGUUGGGACCUCUGGGAAAGGUGGAGAAGGUGGAGCUACAUGCUAAGAACUCCAACUCUCUGGAGUAUGUCAGAGCCUUGGUCACCAUCAAUACUAAAGAGCCUCUUCAGUUAUGGAGAACAACGAGACUCAAAUCAGGAACGACCUACCCGACGGAGCUGGAGUAUGAGAAGCUACUAAAAGUCUGCUAUGGCUGCAAAAGACUUACUCAUGACCAGACAAAGUGCCCCUAUCAAAUCCAAGUAAGGGAAUGUGAAGAGAGUCUAAGGACAGAUAGGAGGAAGAAGACAAGCCUGAAGGAAAAACUCUUGGAGAAAGAAACAAAAGCAAAGGAGACUCUGAAGAACUCAGUCUCAAAAGAAGCCGUCCUCGGAACCUUCAAAGCAACUGGAAGUGCGAGAACCAGGAAAGGAGAAGGCCAAGACUCUUAUAAGGAAGAUAAGAGGAAAGGGAAGAGAGUGGUCUCAACCCCCCGGGUAGUGUGGAAGCAGAAAGCUGAUAAGGGAGGAACGGAGAAGACAAGAAGCACGGAGGAGUCAUCUGCAAAUCCAAGAGGCUCUGAGGAGGUUAGUGGAAUAAGAAGCAAAUCAAUCGAGCAUGGUGGAGUGGAAAAAUCUCUAGGCACAAGUGAGACAGGCUCAGUUUUCAACAGACUGGGAAAUGUAGAGGAGGAAUGGGGCUCAAAAGGUAGCAGAGGGCGCAGAAGUGGUCGAGAACAAUCAGAGGAUCUGCGGCUGAAGCUAAGUGGAACCUCCUCAGGGGAAAAGAAUGAUGGCAAAUCCAGCAAAGGAAGUCGGAGCCCCCCAUCAGUUUUUGAACGGUUGGGGAAACAAACAAGUACAUCCCCGAGGCUCAACAUCAGAGAAGAAGAGCCGAAGUCUCAGCCUUCCAAACGUAGAAGAAUGACUAACAGUGAUGAGAGAAUCCCAAAGAAGGCAAGGAAAGGUUCUUCUGGAAAAAAGAAAGAAUCUCCAUCGGUGUUCCAGAGAUUGGGAGGAUUAGGGAGAGACUCCGAAGUUAUUUGUCAAGGAGAGGGAAACCAUUAUGCCUUAAUGGCAGCAGUUACACCUAUUCAUUCUGCCCGUGUGGCAGCAUUCAGUCCAGUCCAUUCUGUCCGUAGGAUAGUAUUGGGAAGCGGCUCAAAUUUGAAAGAAGGGUUGAUGGGUAAUUCCAACCCUUCGAGGUCAAUAUGA